CAACAACACUGGCAGACACAAAGACAGCAAGCUGUGCCUGCUCUGGCCCAGGCUUCAGCAAUGCCUCUUCUGGAGGAGACCACUCUGCCACAAGAGCACCCACCUACUGUCCCUGUGGUCAUCAUAGGAAACGGGCCAUCAGGUAUUUGUCUAUCCUACCUGCUGAGUGGAUACAAGCCCUACCUAGACACAGCAACUGUUCACCCAAACCCAAUACUAUACAGGAAGCUGCAGGAGACCAAGCACCUACCCAUCACUGAACAGGAUCUGGAAUAUUUGAGUGAAGGUCUUGAGGGGAGGUCAAGGAAUCCAGUUGCUGUGCUUUUUGACACACUGCUCCAUCCCAAUGCUGACUUUGGCUACGAGUUCCCUCCUGUCCUUCAGUGGAGGACUGACAAGCAGCAACAAAUCCCACAUCUGGUGCUGGGGAGGGCAACGCCAGGAGGUGCUUGGCAUGCAAUGGAAGGCUCCAUGCUGACUAUUAGUCUUGGCGCCUGGAUGGAGCUUCCUGGUGUCAAUUACAGAGACUUGACCAAAGGGAAACGCAGGGAUGUAACCAGUGACAGAGCCACCCCAGAGGAAAUCUCAUCCUAUUACCGUAACUAUGUGAAGUUAAAGGGCCUCCAAAAGAAUUUUGUUGACAACACCUACGUGACCUCCGUCCAGAAACUCUGCCGGGGGCACGAGGGGGAAGGUCUGGAAAAUGGGCACAAUGAUCAAGGAGAUGUGGGGAUGGGAGAUGGCGGGAAUGAGGGCCUUGAGGGAAAUGGAGUUGAUUGUGUAAACAGCGGAGGAGGGGGGGCCCUUUGGGAAGUAAGGGGAUACCAGCAGGUGCAGAACGACACUCACGUCCCCUUCUCCCUGUUUGCUGAGAACGUAGUUCUGGCCACUGGUGCAUCCGAUUCACCGAUUCGAUUAGGUGUAGAAGGGGAGGACCUGCCAUUUGUAUUCCACAGUAUCUCAGACCUGGGUCUGGCUGUAAGCCGGAGAAAGCUGGAUAUAAACUCUGAUCCGGUUUUAAUUGUAGGUGCCGGUUUAUGUGCUGCAGAUGCAGUUCUGUGCGCUUGCAACAGCAACAUCAGAGUGCUGCAUGUCUUUCGUAAGAGUGUAGACAACCCAGAUCUCAUCUUCAAACAGCUCCCCAAGACCCUGUACCCAGAGUACCACAAAGUUUACAACAUGAUGUGCUCUCAGACCUACACAAAUGUGGCUCCCUCCUCUUCUCCAAACAGACCCCAGGCUGUUAGUAUUGCCUCUUCGGUAUGUGCCAAGAUGUGCCCGAAGCCGCAACUUACCGGAGCUAACAUGUCUGGUAAUGCCAGUGUCAGCCUGUUUCCUGACUACACCAGUUUCCCUGAACACUGCGUGGUGUCCUUCCAGUCUGACAUGAAGUGUUUGCUGCAGGGGAAAAACUCCCUCAAGGCAUUCAAGAUCUCCAUGGUUCUGGUGCUGAUCGGGACCAACCCAAACUUAUUUUUCUUGAAGGGACAGGGCCAGUACCUCUGUCAGGAUCCAACAAAACCCAUCUCCUGCAAGCAGAACCCCAUUGACAUCGACCCCUACACUUUUGAGUGUACCAAGGAGCCAGGUCUGUUUGCCAUGGGCCCACUGGUGGGAGACAACUUUGUGCGCUUUUUGAAAGGUGGCGCUUUAGGCAUCGCCUCCUGUCUGCUGAAGAGACUCAAGAAAAAAGGGAAGCUCAUCAGCAAUGGAGGGAAUAACUUCAUUUAA
Molecule: messenger RNA, 1731 nt
Organism: Xiphias gladius (swordfish)
Lineage: Eukaryota; Metazoa; Chordata; Actinopteri; Istiophoriformes; Xiphiidae
Gene: osgin2
Product: oxidative stress induced growth inhibitor family member 2
Exons: 6
Coding region: 61-1731 (556 amino acids)
Source: RefSeq, a predicted model, not a curated record